AUGUCUGAAGCUCUGAUAAUAAUCUUUCUGUGUCCUCAGUGCAUCCUGAGAAUCCACUUCAUCGAGGCUCAGGAACUGCUGUGUAAGGACAAGCUCCUGGGAGGGCUGGUCAAAGGGAAGUCGGAUCCGUACGGAGUCAUCAAGAUUGGGACGGAUCUCUAUCAGAGCAAAGUCAUCCACAACACCGCAAACCCAAAGUGGAACGAAGUUUAUGAGGUCUUGGUGUAUGAUCACUCGGGGAGCAGUAUUGAGAUUGAACUGUUCGAUGAAGACCCUGAUCAGGACGACUUUCUGGGAAGUCUUAUAAUCAACAUGGCCGAGCUGCAGAAGGAACAGAAGGUCGAUGAGUGGUUUCCAUUGGAAGAAGUGGCUACAGGGAAGUUACACCUCAAACUGGAGUGGCUGUCUCUGUUGUCCACUCCUGAAAGGCUGGACCAGGUGCUGUCGGGCAUCAGAGCAGAUCGCAAUCAAGCCAGUGACGGCCUCUCGUCUGCGGUGCUCAUUGUCUUCCUGGAUUCGGCCAGGAACCUUCCGAGUGUCUUCGAGGGGAACUUGGGCUCUGGCUACUUAAAAGAGAGGCGCGCGGCGGGCCUCGUGUUUUGCGAGAACACGGCUUCUCUCUAUCGGAGCUUAUUUCGCAAUCCGUUAGAGUUCAACCAAGCGGGGCUGAGGAAGGGCUCGGUCAGUAAGGCCAUCAAGUCUGGUAAGAAGGUGACCAGUGAUCCCAGCCCAUUUGUCCAGUUCAGAGUGGGACACAAGUCCUACGAGAGUAAGACCAAGUAUAAGACUCAUGAACCGUUGUGGGAGGAAACCUUCACCUUCCUCAUCCACAAUCCCAAAGUCCAAGAGUUGGAGGUUGAGGUAUGAAGACGUUC
Molecule: messenger RNA, 875 nt
Organism: Neolamprologus brichardi
Lineage: Eukaryota; Metazoa; Chordata; Actinopteri; Cichliformes; Cichlidae
Source: RefSeq, a predicted model, not a curated record